Molecule: messenger RNA, 699 nt
Organism: Prunus armeniaca (apricot)
Lineage: Eukaryota; Viridiplantae; Streptophyta; Magnoliopsida; Rosales; Rosaceae
Source: the annotation of a GenBank genome assembly
AUGCCUUCUGAGCCUUAUAAGUUGAUUUUGCAAUAUGCUAUGGACUGGUUUACAGCUUGUAAGCCUAUGCUUAGCUCCCUUAAGAAGUGUGUCGUACAGGUGCAUUGUCAUGCCCCUCUUCCUGGUUUUGUUAAGCUCAACACUAAUAGGAGUGGGAAAUCUGAUUCUGGUGCUAUUGGAACAGGUGGCUUGAUUAGAAAUUCUACAGGGGAUUGUAUUACGGGCUUUGCUAUUAAUCAGGGUGUUGGUUCUACCCUUGAGGCUGAGUUUUGGGGUAUUUUUUGGGGGCUUCAUUUGGCUUGGGAUAGUGGUUGCAGACAUGUUGAGGUGGAAUGUGAUUCUAACUCUGUGGUGUCUCUUCUUACUGGUUCCAUUGCCUCCACUCAUCCACUUUUUAGCUUGAUAGAUUGUUGCAAAUUGAAGAUGCAUCAAAUUGAUCUGUAUGGUAAGAUAGAGCCAUGGGAUAUAUGGAAUGAAUAUGGUGGACACAAAUUAGCAAUAGGUGAAGACCUUUAUUUCUUCACCAAAUUGAAGAGUGUGAAAAACAAGGAUUCCUAUGUGGCUCGUACCAUAGGGUCCGACACAUGGAAAGGUGAGAACUCAGGAACCCAGGUCGAUGUUCUAACGAAGAACCAUUUAGGUAUGUGGAAACGGUUUCAUUAUGAAAACCCUAAGGGCUCGUUUGGUACACUGUAUUAG